Molecule: messenger RNA, 330 nt
Organism: Knipowitschia caucasica
Lineage: Eukaryota; Metazoa; Chordata; Actinopteri; Gobiiformes; Gobiidae
Source: the annotation of a GenBank genome assembly
AUGACCACUGGAGCUUUUAACUUUAACAACCUGCUCAGCCCGCACUGGUCCAAAGUCCUGUUCCGGGAUGCUCAGGUCUGGGGGCGGGUCAGUGCCAUGCGGGCGGACGACAGAUACAAUCUUGUUGGCAUGCUCAGAGGGGCACAUGAAGAUAACCCCAGCAGUCAGCCCAUGCACCGCUCUCUCCAUGUGUUUUCAAUGUGUGAGAAAGUCUGUGUGAGAGAAGGAAGGAGGGGUCAGUGCUGGACCCCUCAGGAGGGUCUGUCUUGUGCCAUCUGGCUCCUCAGAGGACUGAAGCAAGAGGGGGGCAUGGACCCAAAGAGCGCAUGA